AUGGCCGACAGUGCGGAACGGAACUCUGAUUUCUGCUCUAGUUUAUGUAACUUGACAAAUAACGAUGACAUUGAAGCAGUUUUAAAGGGACAAAGGGGAAUGCUGGCAAGAAUUGAAAAAACGAACCACAUGAUACUUAACUGUAACAAUAUAUCAGAACAACAAUUAGAAAUGAUGACGUCAAGAUAUCGUAGACAUACAAACGUUCUUAAAGAUAUGAAAAAAGAUUUGCAAUCUGUUCACGCUAGGAUAAGGCGUUUAAAACGAAUCCUUGAGCUUAAGAAUCCAGAUUCAUGGACAAUAAUAGAGGAAGAAGCAAAUAAAAAGAUUGUUUUGAAAGAAAUGGAAAAAGACUCCCCAGACUUAAUGGACUUUAACAAUGUUUCGAUAAAUGACGGCAAUCCUGAAGGAAAAACGUGA
Molecule: messenger RNA, 420 nt
Organism: Ciona intestinalis (vase tunicate)
Lineage: Eukaryota; Metazoa; Chordata; Ascidiacea; Phlebobranchia; Cionidae
Product: kxDL motif-containing protein 1
Biological process (GO): lysosome localization
Cellular component (GO): BORC complex
Source: RefSeq, a predicted model, not a curated record